Molecule: messenger RNA, 1568 nt
Organism: Bufo bufo (common toad)
Lineage: Eukaryota; Metazoa; Chordata; Amphibia; Anura; Bufonidae
Gene: FOXP3
Product: forkhead box P3
Exons: 13
Coding region: 213-1466 (417 amino acids)
Biological process (GO): regulation of transcription by RNA polymerase II
Cellular component (GO): nucleus
Molecular function (GO): DNA-binding transcription repressor activity, RNA polymerase II-specific; RNA polymerase II cis-regulatory region sequence-specific DNA binding
Source: RefSeq, a predicted model, not a curated record
AGCAGCACACUCUCUACGAGCGAAGUCUCCGGCCAAGAAGCCAGGCACGGUGGACAUUCAAGAAUCGGAAUGGGAUUGCAUGGCUCUAAAUAAAGAGAACAAGGAUAUUUUGGUGGUGAAAGAACCAACGCAAUGCAUAUCAAUGGUGGUCCAUGCAUCCAGACGGUGGUAUGGUCCACCGAACUGGACAUAACAGCUAAUUAAAGGCCCCGAUGCCUAGCUCCCAAGACAAGACUGUGCAGACUUCAUCUCUAGAGAGUGACCUUCAGCCUGAUGGAAAAGGAAAGGGGCCGAUCGGCCAAUGGAAUCGCAGGAACGCCGCCUCACAGCUACAUCAGCAGAGCCCUUAUUUCAUGGUGAGCCCUCCGGCCGCUCUCGGCUCCUCAUCAUACCUGCGGACUCUGCUACAUGAAAACAAGCAAGCCGUGGUCAUCCAUCCGAUCACCAGAGACUCCUAUUCUCAAUCUCCAGCCCUACAUCUGACAUCAUCUACUUCACCUUCAUUACCGUCAUCAUCAUUGCCAUCACCAUCAUCAUCAUUACCAACCUCGCAGCCUUCAAGAUAUUUUCACGUAAUGAACAAAGACAAACAGGUGCUCCCCGUGCCUCCAGGAUUCAAUCUUGCCAGUCUGGGCUGGGUCCAACAUGAAUCAGGUUUUGGAAAAGGCGAAGAAGAUUCAGUUAACAAGAAAAGUAGAGCGUCCGCCUAUGUCCAAAAGAAAUCCUUCAAUGAUGGUCCGAACAAGGACAGCACUGAACUCCUCUAUUCCAUUCACUAUGGUGGUGCCUGCAAGUUUCCACGGUGUGAGAAGACCUUCACAGAUCACUGGCAUUUUCUUAGACAUCUGUACAGUGACCAUCACUUGGACAACACAAGCACAGUGCAAUGCCUUCUCCAGGCGGAGGUGAUUCACAGUCUACAGGAGCGGCUUGCCGUUGAGAAACAGAGACUUCUCGAGAUGCAAAGCUUGAUGACGGGAAAACUCAGCACAGUUCAUGCGUCUAAGGCAAGAGAACGAGACCUACCCCUCCAACCAUCCCAGCAUGAUGGCGUCUCCCCUGGGCCUGGAGUCUCUGUUCCACUGCAGAAGGAUUUCUCUGACACCGUCCUGGCCUUAAGAAGACAGAUCUGGGACGGCGCCAGCUUCAGUAUAUUCGAGAACAUGACGACCUGCAUUGAAUAUUACAAGACCAACAAUGUGAGGCCGCCAUUAACAUACGCUUCCCUUAUUCGAUGGGCAAUUCUGGAGUCACCACAGAAGCAGCUGGCUUUAAAUGAAAUCUAUCACUGGUUUACCAAAAUGUUUGCUUUCUUCAGACUUAACAAGGUCACUUGGAAGAAUGCAGUGCGCCACAACCUGAGCCUCCACAAAUGUUUUGUACGGGUGGAGAACAUCAAGGGGGCCGUGUGGAUGGUGGACGAGCUGGAGUUCCAGCGGAAGAAGGGAGUGCGGAGCUGUCGCUGACCGGUCCACCCUUCUAGGCCCGUACAGGGGACUCCUUGUAUACAGGCAGUCCUCCCUCAUAUUAAUUGUAACCCCCCCCCCCCCCCCGACAAUAAAACCUGA